Gilbertella persicaria is the source of this 501-nucleotide messenger RNA. RefSeq names its product syntaxin 6, N-terminal-domain-containing protein. Gene Ontology annotation, biological process: intracellular protein transport; Golgi vesicle transport. The transcript is spliced from 4 exons. Gene Ontology annotation, molecular function: SNAP receptor activity. The coding region runs from base 1 to 501 and encodes 166 amino acids. The record is from RefSeq and is a predicted model, not a curated record. Lineage: Eukaryota; Fungi; Mucoromycota; Mucoromycetes; Mucorales; Choanephoraceae. Gene Ontology annotation, cellular component: membrane.
AUGGAACAAGACCCUUUUCUUAUCGUAAAAAGUCAAGUGGAAGACACUCUUGUGAAUGCUAGCAAUCUAUUUGAGUCUUGGAAAAGAAUUCAACAAACAGUUUCUUCACCUAAAAACCAAGAAUUAUUAUGGACAGCUGACGAACUCAACUCAACACUAGAAGCCAUUGAACAGGAUAUCGAAGAUUUAGAAGAAGCUCUACUGGCUUCUCAAGAGAAUCCACAGCAGUUUAAUUUAACUACAAAGGACUUGAAUACUCGAAAAAAGUUCUUAACACAUAUAAAACAGAUGAUGAUGAGAGAGCAAGAUCAGCAUUUGGAAGCUAUGGGCGGUACUUUGGUCAAUUUAAAAGAAAUUGCAGGUACAAUGAACCGAGAAGUGGAUGAUCAAGUCAUAUUAUUGGAUGAAUUAGGAAAUGAGGUAGAUCGCUCAGAGGGAAAAUUAAAAAGUGCAAUGCGUAGAGUAACAAAGAUACUAAAAGAAGAAGAAGGUAUGAAUUAA